AUGGCUGUACGGAAAGGGAAGCAGAUUGCCGCCGCACUGGAAGCUCUCAUCCAUGCGAUGGGGUUCAACGGCGGCCGCCAACGGCAGCCAAAGCGCAAGCGCACGCAGCAGAACAGCAAGAGCCUGCAGUGCUACAAUUGCCAGCAGCUGAGGCAUACUGCGCGCGAGUGCAAGAACGCCGUCGCGUGCUUGAAGUGCGCGGCUGCACGAAGCCUCGUGGGGUGGCCAGCAGCUGCGCGAACUGCGGCGGGCCACACGCGGCCAACUCACGCAGCUGCGGCUACCUCAGGGAGUCACGCCGCCUGCCCGCCGCACCACGUCCUGCGGCGGCUUCGAGCGCCACGACUUCCGCCCCGCCGCCCCGGUACCGGCGAGGGGUGCGAGCCGCGCCGCCACCGACCGAGCUAUGGCCGGCUUCCAAGCCGCCUCUGCGGCCGAAAGGGCCGCACUAAAGGAGGAGCUCGCAGCUGUGCAUCGCCAGCUCCAGCAGCUGCGUGA
Messenger RNA from Schistocerca gregaria, 498 nucleotides. RefSeq lists its product as uncharacterized. Gene Ontology annotation, molecular function: zinc ion binding; nucleic acid binding. The transcript has a single exon. The record is from RefSeq and is a predicted model, not a curated record. The coding region runs from base 1 to 498 and encodes 165 amino acids. NCBI's taxonomy places the organism in Eukaryota, Metazoa, Arthropoda, Insecta, Orthoptera, Acrididae.